AUGGCUGAUUUGAGGGCCCUUAGUAAGCGUGAGCGGCGCGUUCUGAAUACGUUGGCUGGACUGGAGAAUUUCGCGACGAAAUAUAUUCCUGCUAGAGACGAGUGCCAAGUCAGCGUACGACUGGAAACGCUAGCGUCAGUUAGCAAGGAGUUCUACGAGGUUCGGGAACGAAUUGAACUGUUGAUGGAUGAUGUUGAUGAUGCUGAUGCGGACGAGGAGAAGGAAAAUCUGCUAGCUUUGAGUAGUUUCGAGGAGCGAUAUUACUCCGUAAAGGCCAGUUUGUUGUCGAAGCAGACCCCACCAUCAUCUACAUCGAUGUCUGUCGGAAAUGGUCAACUUGGUGACCGAUCCGAAGCAUCAUUCUCGAAGGUGAAACUUCCAGAAAUUCGCCUUCCUUCGUUCGGUGGGAGGAUUAAGGAGUGGGUUACGUUCCGGGAUAGCUUCCGCAGCCUGAUCCACGAAAACAAGCACCUAACUGAUAUGGACAGGUUCAGCUAUCUGAAGUCAGCCCUGUCAGGAGAGGCCCUGCAAGAGAUCGAGUCGGUGGAGCUUUCGGCAGUGAAUUACAGCGUAGCAUGGAAGGCGCUUGAGUCCCGCUACGAGAACAAGAAGCUGAUUGUAAAGGCACAUCUGGAUUCCCUUUUUGCCGUGGAAGGCUUGAAGCGAGAAAGCUACGACGGACUGAGCAAUCUCAUCAGCGCUUUCGAGAAGAACCUGCAAAUGCUAAAGAAGAUCGGCGAAGAAACUGCUGCAUGGAGUACGAUUCUCGCAUACAUGGUGUAUUCCCGGCUGGAUCAUGCCACUCUACGGCAGUGGGAAACACACCACAAUUCAAAGGGUGUACCGACGUAUGAAAACCUGAUCAGUUUCCUUCGAAGUCAUUGUGCAGUGCUGCAAUCCGUCGCUCCAACGAAACCGGCGAGCCAGUCUGAUCAACGAUCGUCGAAGUCAUCCGUGUGUCACACUACCGUGAGAUCUUCAAGCAAGUGCCCAUUCUGCAGUGGAUCGUGGCAUUCUGCAUUCGUCUGCAGCAAAUUCCAACGUCUUCAAGUUCCCGAGCGCAGUGAAGCUGCGUUCAAAGCAAGGUUGUGCCUGAAUUGUUUGAGUCCUGGCCACAUCGCACGAAACUGCGAGAAGGGUGUCUGUCGUCACUGCCAACAGAAGCACCACUCCCUGCUGCAUGGUGCAUCAGCUAGAUCCUCCGUUCCACAGUCGCAGUCAAAUUCUCCGACACAAACCAGACGGCAGCCACAAUCCAAGCCAACAAACUCGAACCAACAUACACACAACGCUAGUACCAAUACAUCCACCACAUUGCAAGGACAAAGCACUCAAUCAACAGCCACUCCACCACUAGCCACAGAUACAGCCACACCCUCCACAAGUCAAACACACAUCGCACUCCCAAUCACACCUACACAGAACAUCAUGUUAUCAACCGCUCUAGUCAAAGUUAAGGACCGUCACGGCAAUUCCAUGCUGGCACGAGCGCUGCUGGACUCGUGUUCGCAGCAUUGCCUGAUGACGAAAGAGUUCUCAAGCAAACUUCAGUUUCACGAAUCGCCAUCAUAUCUGUCUGUCCAAGGGAUCGGCUCAUCUACGAGCACUUCAACAAAACUCGUCAGUGCUGUAGUAAGGCCGAGGUUAGAUCGCAUUUCAUCGUUCGUGCAAGAGAUGCAGUUCCACGUUCUCCCACGGUUGACUGUGUCGCUACCGACUGCAACCUGCGAUAUCAGCGGCUGGACGCUUCCGGAAUCGUCAUCUUUAGCUGAUCCACGCUUCUAUGAACCUGGUCCUGUUGACGUCAUUAUCGGGGCGGAAUACUACAUGGACCUCCUGAGGAGCGAACAGCAAAAGGCGACUGAAGACGGACCCACACUGCAGAAUACAAAUUUUGGCUGGAUAGUUUCCGGAAAGGUUCCCGAGCAUUCACCUAGUGGAUGUCAAUCUCUGACUCUCGUGUGUUCUACCACCGAGCUCCAAGAUCAACUCGCAAAGUUCUGGGACCUAGAGACAUGCCGAAACCUUAGUACGCAUUCUUUAGAGGAGUCAGCGUGUGAAGAACAUUUCGCCCGGACAACGAUCAGAGACGAGACCGGCAGAUUUAUUGUGACGAUGCCGAAGAAGGAAGCCGUAAUUAAUCGGUUAGGUCAUUCGGAGACCACAGCGAUAAAACGGUUGAUGGGCAUGGAACGCCGUUUCGCUGCAAAUCCAGCGCUGAAGACGAUGUACGACGAAUUCAUUCGCGAAUAUCUUGCACUUGGACACAUGAAGGACGUCACCGAGGAGGUCGGAGAGGUAGGAGUAAAAAGGUACUAUCUACCACAUCACGCUGUUCUUAAGCCAGACAGCACGACUACGAAGCUGCGCGUAGUUUUCGACGCUUCCUGUCAAACGUCUACCGGAGUUUCGCUGAAUGACGCCCUCAUGGUUGGUCCAGUAGUACAAGAUGACCUGCCUAGUAUCUCGCUACGUUUCCGCAUGUACCGUAUCGCAGUCAACGCUGAUGUUGCCAAGAUGUAUCGCAUGGUUAAAGUUCAACGUCGUGAUCAUCCGUUGCUGAGCAUCAAGUGGAGAUUUGCCCCUUCCGAUCCAUACCGCACGUACGAAUUGACCACUGUCACGUACGGUACUUCAUCCGCACCAUAUCUUGCUACCAAAUGCCUGCAGCGUUUAGCAGAUGACGGAGCGUUAACGCAUCCUGUAGCGUCCAAGGUGGUCAAGAAGGACUUCUACGUUGACGACAUGCUCUCAGGGGUAGACACCGUAGAAGAAGGUAAACAGUUGGUUCAAGAAGUCAUCGAGCUGUUGGAUUCAGCGGGUUUCACACUUCGAAAAUGGAACUCAAACAACAAGGAGCUUCUCGAAUGCGUUCCGGAAAGCUUGAGGGAUGAACGCUCAAUCCUGGAUCUCGAUUCGUCUGAAACUUCCAUCAAGACAUUGGGUUUAGUGUGGGAACCUAGUUCAGACGUUUUCCGUUUCACGUUCCCAUCGUUCAACUGGUCAGCAACGAUGACAAAACGCUUGGUCGUCUCUGAUGUUUCGCGGUUGUUUGACCCGCUUGGUCUGGUUGGCCCAGUUAUCAUCCAGGCAAAGAUCUUCAUCCAGGAACUGUGGAAGCAAAACUGCGGCUGGGAUGAACCACUUAACCAAGAACUUCAAGCGCAGUGGAAGGAAUAUCGGCGGAAUCUAGCAGCGCUAGAAAACCUUACCGUUCCCCGAUGGGUAGGAACCGGAAGUCACAUCGUCACCACGGAGCUUCACGGUUUCUGCGACGCGUCGAAUAAGGCAUACGGCGCCUGUUUCUACGUACGAACAAUCUCCGAAACGGGGGAGGUGUGUGUGAGGUUGUUAACAGCGAAGUCACGCGUUGCACCGCUUGACAACUUGAAGAAAGGAAACAAGCGGCUCUCCACUCCACGCCUAGAACUGUCGUCAGCCUUGUUGUUGGCACACCUUUACGAGAAGGUCACAAGCAGUCUCGGCAUCAAAGCGAAAGGCUUUUUCUGGACGGACUCCACGAUUGUCAAGUGUUGGAUUUCUUCGUCACCGUCAAGAUGGAAGCAGUUUGUAGCAAAUAGGGUUUCGGAGAUUCAGCACAUCACGAAACAAGGCGUUUGGAACCACCGUUUCUCUUCCCGGCGAGGCAAGCCGGAGAUCAUAAUGUGCGACAACGGAAGAAACUUCGUAGGUGCGAGACGACAGUUGGACGAAUUACGUCGCCUGUUCAACAACCAGCAGUUCCAGGCAUCCGUCAUCAGAAGUUCGGCUGAAGACCAGAUUCAGUUCCGGUUUAUUCCAGCGCGUUCGCCAAACUUCGGUGGACUGUGGGAAUCGGCAGUCAAAUCGUUCAAGCUGCUUCUCAAACGAACGAUUGGCGUGCACACUCUCCUGUACGACGAGAUGCAGACGAUCCUGACUCAAGUGGAAGCAGUAUUGAACUCGCGACCACUCACGCCGCUCAGCAACGACCCGGACGACUACGAAGCGUUGACUCCCGGUCAUUUCCUGAUUCAGCGGCCUCUUAUGGCAAUACCGGAACCCGAUCUGGAUGGGAUUCCUGAAAAUCGUCUGUCAGCCUGGCAGAAAGCGCAGCGGUUCACGCAGCAAUUGUGGAAGAAAUGGUCGCAUCUGUAUUUGUCAGACCUCCACAAUCGGACCAAGUGGACAGUGAGAAGAAACAACGUGGUAAUUGGAACCAUGGUGGUCCUGAAGGAGGAGAAUCAGCCGCCACUGAAGUGGCUACUGGGGCGUGUGACAGAGGUCCACGCAGGUCGUGAUGGGAAUCGACUCUGCAGCCACACCACCAUCGAAGAACAUCGAAACGUCGACCUCUCCGACGACAAUCGGUCGUCCAGGUCCACUGAGUUCACCACAGUCCACGUCCGACAUCGACAUCAGAGCCAGUCCAAAACAUGCAGCAUCAAAAAUCGAAGCAAGAACCUGGAAAGAAAUCAGCAAUCAGUCGAAUCGAUGGAAACCGUUCCGAAUGUAAUCAGUCAGAAAUCGUUGAAACCGGACAGAAUGGAAGUACCAGCCUACGGACAACUCCUGCUCCUGUACUGUCAUCACAUCAAGCAGUUUGCCAGGUAUGUUGUUCCGGUUUACUACUUUCUACUCCUGGAUACUCCAUUUUCGUUUCCACCAUUCCGAGGUACACUAUACCUACCUGCAACGACCGAUAACUUCAUAACGGCGGAAAUCCAGCGGAUUCUUCAGAACAGCAUCACAGUUUCAUCAAAACAACAACAGCAGCAAGCGAAAACAUCACCAGUUCAACAGCACCAAAGGAACAACAGCUACAGAAAUGCAGCAGUACGAUCGCAUACGAGAACAGCUGAUCCAAAUGUAGGCCAAGGUCAUCGCCAAUCGAAAGCAGAAGCAAAUUUGGGUCAGCCAACACAAUCGAAGUAUAUAGCACAGUAG
This is a messenger RNA of Ochlerotatus camptorhynchus, 4926 nucleotides long. RefSeq lists its product as uncharacterized. NCBI's taxonomy places the organism in Eukaryota, Metazoa, Arthropoda, Insecta, Diptera, Culicidae. The record is from RefSeq and is a predicted model, not a curated record. Gene Ontology annotation, molecular function: zinc ion binding; nucleic acid binding. The coding region runs from base 1 to 4926 and encodes 1641 amino acids. Gene Ontology annotation, biological process: DNA integration. The transcript has 3 exons.